AUGGCUGUCUCCCUUGCCGACGUAGCGACAAUUAUGUCCCAGCUACAGAGCCUCCAGAAACAAGUCGAGAGCUACGACAGUGCUAUCGGCAAGUAUGACGGCAGUUACAUGAGCAUGCUCCCCAUUGCCACCGGCUCCUUCAAGAUGCAUCAGGCAGCAAGAGAGGCUAGAAAGGCGAUUGAGGAUUCAGAUACGAUUUCCGAAGCAGAUGCGUCGCAGUUGAUAGGCCAAGCAGAAGAUGUUGACCAAGCAAUUCAUCGUACACUGGACACUACAGCCUCUAAGGAUAAAAUCGCCGACGACAACGGAUUCAAGCAAGUAGGCGCAUUGAUGCUGACGCACUUCCAAAAUGAGCAGAGAGCCUUUCAUGAAGUUCUCAAUGGCAAACUCCCCAACUCUUCCCGGGAAAAAGUGAAAGGGACGAUGAAACAAGCCGCGGACAAGUUCGAUGUUGUCCUGAGACGGUAUGCUUGA
Messenger RNA from Aspergillus tanneri, 474 nucleotides. RefSeq names its product cell wall mannoprotein 1 family protein. Gene Ontology annotation, cellular component: extracellular region. The record is from RefSeq and is a predicted model, not a curated record. The transcript is spliced from 3 exons. NCBI's taxonomy places the organism in Eukaryota, Fungi, Ascomycota, Eurotiomycetes, Eurotiales, Aspergillaceae. The coding region runs from base 1 to 474 and encodes 157 amino acids.